Rhodamnia argentea is the source of this 1146-nucleotide messenger RNA. RefSeq lists its product as uncharacterized. Gene Ontology annotation, molecular function: cadherin binding. NCBI's taxonomy places the organism in Eukaryota, Viridiplantae, Streptophyta, Magnoliopsida, Myrtales, Myrtaceae. The record is from RefSeq and is a predicted model, not a curated record. The transcript has 4 exons. Gene Ontology annotation, cellular component: nucleoplasm; mitochondrion. Bases 76 to 897 code for a protein of 273 amino acids.
GCCAAACUUUCUUUGCUUCCUUUCGUCUUAGGCCCCUGUUUGGUCGGUUGUUUGCAAGAGGAACAAAGGGACAAGAUGGCUCGCAGUGUCUCGCGCUCACCGUCGUACCGGAGAAGGCGCUCUCGGUCGCCGGUGAGCCACCGCCCCAGCCGCCGGAGCAGGAGAGAGAGAAGCCGCUCGCCCUAUGCCAAUUCUAACUCCAGAAGAAGAAGUACGAGUUCUUCGCAGCGCCGCCGAAGCCAUUCCUCGUCCUAUAGGCGGCGCAAAAGUCGGUCGCCAACACCUAGGAGGCAUAGAAGACAGAGAAGUCCUAGUAGCUCGUUGUCUCCUCCGCCCAAGUCUCAAAGUCCGAGUCCUGCACCAAUCGAGCCACCGGUUGUCACUGAGAAGCUGAAGAGAGAAGAGGAUGAAAAGAAAAGGCUUCAACACGAGGCAGAAUUGAAGUUGUUGGAGGAGGAAACUGCUAAAAGACUGGAGGAAGAGAUACGGAGAAAUGUAGAGGAGAAGUUGAACUCUGAGGAAGUUAAGUUGGAAAUAGAGAGGCGGACGGAAGAAGCUCGGAAGAAAUUGUUUGGAGACGUUGCAGCUCAACUUGAAAAGGAAAAGGAAGCUGCUUUAAUGGAGGCUAGACAAAAGGAAGAACAAGCUCGUAAAGAGAGAGAGGAGCUGGAUCGGAUGCUAGAAGAGAACAAGAGGAGGGUGGAAGAGUCACAGAGAAGGGAGGCAUUGGAGCAACAACGGAAGGAGGAGGAGCGGCAUCGUGAAUUGGAGCUAAUUCAAAGGCAAAAGGAAGAAGCUGCUCGAAGAAAAAAGCUGGAAGAGGAAGAAGAACGAGCGAAGCAAAUGAACUUGUCUGGUAAAAACAAGUCGCGGCCAAAAUCGUCCUUUUCCUCAUGAGCGUCGUUUGCGUGUUUGUGCAACUCUUUGAUAUAUCAGGAUGAUGACCCUUAACCAGAACUAGUAAGAAUCGAAGCAGCUGCCUAUCUGCCCCGCCUGCUCCUUUUAUAUGAAAAGCUGCCCUUUGUAUUUGGCAUAGGAGAAAUAUUUCCCUUCAUCUUCUGCCAUUCGGCUUAGACGAAGAGAUUUGAUAAUCUUCCAAGUCAUUUUUGUACUAUCUUCGUCUUAGAGAUUAUCUAUUUAUUAUCA